GUCCCCCUCCAGGCAUUGGUUCGCGCCGCGGGCCGAGCCCAGCUCUGCGCAUGCCCAGUGCACGCAGCGCGGCGCAGCUGGAGGUAGCUGCUCGGUUGUUGCCAUUGCUGCUCGCCGUCAUGGCCCUAUCGGUGCGAGUCGUUUAUUGUGGCGCUUGAGGCUAUAAGCCCAAGUAUCUCCAGCUCAAGGAGAAGCUGGAAGAUGAGUUCCCCGGAUGCCUAGACAUCUGUGGUGAGGGGACGCCCCAGUCCACCGGCUUCUUUGAAGUGACCAUAGCCGGGAAGCUGGUUCACUCCAAGAAGGGAGGUGAUGGCUUCGUGGACACGAACAGCAAGUUUCGGAAGCUGGUGGCCGCCAUCAAAGCCGCCUUGGCUCAGGGCUAGUGCACCCUGAAGGCAGAGCUCAGGAACUUGACCCCACCUCAGCCAGCGAUGCUUCAUGACGGGAGGGACUGAAAUGUCUCUGGAUGCCUGGUCUUUCCCCGAUGCUCUCACCGCUGCUGGGUUGGAUGGAGGUCGAUGCCGCAGUCUCUGCCUCUGUGGGAUGUGUGUCUGCCAGAAUCUGCCCCUGCACACCUCCCGGUCCCCACUCCCUGCCUCACCCCCCAUACCUCGGGUCCCCCUCCGAAUUGGUGACAUCUGGCCUCAGGCUUCCUCCUCCAGGGGAGCUGAGGGUCAGGGUAGGGACCCCGUUUCCAGUAACAGAGGCCAAUGAAGAAAUGGUUCACAGUAAUAAAGGUGAAUGAGUGCA
Molecule: messenger RNA, 750 nt
Organism: Heterocephalus glaber (naked mole-rat)
Lineage: Eukaryota; Metazoa; Chordata; Mammalia; Rodentia; Bathyergidae
Gene: Selenow
Product: selenoprotein W
Cellular component (GO): cytosol
Source: RefSeq, a predicted model, not a curated record